CCUCUUCGACAGCCACCCAAAAUGUUGUCCACUUGAUACAGACCUCCCAUUCUUUCAUCUCUACAUGGGUUGCUCUCUUUUUGUUUUAAUUUUGCCUCUUUUUAUUGUUUCUUUUGUCCUUUACUGUUACUGAUAUGAUGAAGGUCAAGUCUUCUGAAGAAAUCAACAUUUUGCAGAAGGAUUUGGCUGAAUUGCAGACUAGAGAUAUGUCUUUCGAAAAUUAUAAUCACAGUUCUGCCGUACUCAGGACUAGGCUGGAUAGGCUUCUAAGGGAAAGAGAAGUCAGGAGGUCCAAUAGGUCUCUCUAUGUGAAUGAGGAAGGAAAAGAUUAUAGAGGGGAUAAUGGUACUGUUGAAGACGGGCAAAAUUUAGUUGGUGGCGAGUGGCUUGAUGUUGAACAGCUAUUGGACGGAAUUGCAUUGCCAAAAGUUCUUACUGACUCUAGACAAUAUAUGCAAAAUGGAAGGCCUCCUAUACAACGGUUGUUGGUUGUUGCUAACCGGCUACCUGUAUCUGCAAACAGAAGGGGCGAAGACUCAUGGGCCUUAGAAGUAAGUGUAGGGGGGCUAGUCAGUGCACUUCUAGGCAUCAAUGAAUUCGAAACCAGAUGGAUUGGAUGGGCUGGUGUAAACGUACCCGAUGAAAUUGGACAGAAAUCACUUACUCUUGCUCUAGCUGAGAAGAGGUGCAUCCCAGUUUUCCUUGAUGAAGAGAUUGUUCAUCAAUACUAUAAUGGCUACUGUAACAACAUCUUGUGGCCUCUUUUCCAUUAUCUUGGACUGCCACAAGAAGAUCGCCUUGCCACAACCCGUAGUUUUCAGUCCCAGUUUGAUGCAUAUAGGAGAGCCAACCAAAUGUUUGCAGAUGUGGUCAACGAGCAUUAUGAGGAUGGUGAUGUUGUCUGGUGCCAUGAUUACCAUCUAAUGUUUCUUCCCCAAUGCCUUAAGGAGCACAACAUCAACAUGAAAGUUGGUUGGUUUCUGCACACACCUUUUCCUUCCUCUGAAAUUCACAGGACCUUGCCAUCUAGGUCAGAGUUACUGAAAUCUGUACUUGCUGCUGAUCUAGUGGGCUUUCACACUUAUGACUACGCGAGGCAUUUUGUAAGUGCUUGUACUCGUAUUCUUGGGCUUGAGGGCACACCUGAUGGAGUGGAGGAUCAUGGGAAGCUUACACGUGUGGCUGCGUUUCCUAUUGGGAUAGAUUCUGAUCGGUUUAUUCGAGCUCUUGAACUCCCUCAAGUGAGGAAUGAUAUUCAGCAACUGAAAGAAAGAUUUGCUGGUCGCAAGGUAAUGCUGGGAGUUGAUCGUCUUGAUAUGAUUAAGGGCAUUCCUCAGAAGAUUUUGGCAUUUGAAAAAUUUCUGGAAGAAAAUCCAAAUUGGCGUGACAAAGUUGUUUUAAUUCAAAUUGCAGUUCCAACAAGAACAGAUGUUCCUGAAUAUCAAAAGCUCACAUGCCAAGUUCAUGAAAUUGUUGGUCGCAUUAAUGGAAGAUUUGGAACUCUUACAGCUGUUCCAAUUCAUCAUUUGGAUAGAUCCCUCGACUUUCAUGCAUUGUGUGCACUCUAUGCUGUAACUGACGUAGCACUUGUUACAUCCCUCAGAGAUGGAAUGAACCUUGUCAGCUAUGAGUAUGUUGCGUGCCAGGCAUCAAAGAAAGGAGUUUUAAUUUUAAGUGAGUUUGCAGGUGCAGCACAGUCUCUUGGUGCUGGAGCAAUUUUAGUGAACCCGUGGAACAUUACUGAAGUUGCCGCUUCAAUUGGUUAUGCAUUAAACAUGCCAGCUGAUGAGAGGGAGAAACGGCACCACCACAACUUCAUGCAUGUUACCACUCAUACAUCCCAAGAGUGGGCCGAAACCUUUGUGAGUGAACUCAAUGAUACCGUGGUUGAAGCUCAGCUGAGAACAAAACAAAUUCCACCACCAAUUCAAAGUAUUAAAGUACUUGAAAGUUUUUCCCAGUCAAAUAACCGAUUACUUAUACUGGGGUUUAAUGCAACACUUACUGAAACAGUAGAUGCUAAUGGUAGAAGGAUUGACCAGUUCACAGAAAUGCAGCUUAAAUUGCACCCUGAUCUAAAAGAUCCAUUGAAGAAGCUAUGUGAUGACCCAAGGACUACGAUUGUGGUCCUUAGUGGAAGUGACAGGAGUCUCUUAGAUGAGAACUUCGGGGAAUUCAAUAUGUGGUUGGCAGCAGAGCAUGGCAUGUUCUUACGUUCUACGCAGGGAGAAUGGAUGACAACAAUGCCAGAAAAUCUGCACAUGGACUGGGUUGACAGUGUGAAGCAUGUUUUCGAGUAUUUCACUGAGAGGACACCCCGUUCUCACUUCGAGCUCCGUGAGACUUCACUCGUUUGGAAUUACAAGUACGCAGAUGUUGAGUUUGGAAGGCUUCAAUCAAAGGAUAUGUUGCAGCAUCUUUGGACAGGUCCAAUCUCAAAUGCUUCUGUUGAAGUUGUUCAAGGUGGCCGUUCUGUGGAGGUCCGUGCAGUUGGGGUGACUAAGGGGGCUGCAAUCGAUCGAAUAUUGGGAGAAAUAGUUCAUCACAAAGAUGUGAACUCACCUAUCGACUAUGUUUUGUGUAUCGGCCACUUUCUGCCAAAGGACGAGGACAUCUAUACUUUUUUCGAGCCAGAGCUCCCUGCUCCAUCACCAAGUAUAUCAAGAGUGAAUUCACCCAGUCCUGUCAAUGGAUUGGUUCCACAUCCAUCUGCAAACAAGGGAGGAUCAAAUAUAUCCUGUAGCAGCUUAAAGCAUCCAUUUUCAGCCCCUGACAAGAAACCAUGCAGUAAUGGAAACGGGAAUGGAACUGGUUGGUGGUCUGCAUUGCGUGAGAAAAUAACAGUGCACGAGGGUUCAUCUGUCCUCGAUCUUAAGAGUGAGAACUAUUUCUCUUUUACGGUUGGAAGAAAGCGCUCAAGUGCCAGAUAUCUUCUUAAUUCUUCAGCAGAUGUUGCAUCUCUGCUUGAUGAACUUGCAGAAUCACUGCAGAGCUAAGGAUGGAUUCCAUGCAAGAGUUGGUCUCCUAUCCUACAAGAGCUGAAGCUCUACCCCCGAAUCUCUCCGAAAAAUAAUGGACAUCUGCUGAACUUUGUCUUGCGCGAAGGAGUGAAAAAAUAAAUGCAGAUUUCGUCACUCAGCUUUUUUUAUUUGGUAAUUUAUUAUACUUUUUAGCUGCAUUUUCUUUCACCUGAGAGAGUUUCAUCCAAGUCACUUGGGUUUGAAAUAAACGAUUAAAAAUUUUUAGCUGUCCGUCUUUA
Messenger RNA from Daucus carota subsp. sativus, 3259 nucleotides. RefSeq names its product alpha,alpha-trehalose-phosphate synthase [UDP-forming] 1. The coding region runs from base 135 to 2996 and encodes 953 amino acids. Gene Ontology annotation, cellular component: cytosol. The transcript has 18 exons. Gene Ontology annotation, biological process: trehalose biosynthetic process. Gene Ontology annotation, molecular function: alpha,alpha-trehalose-phosphate synthase (UDP-forming) activity; trehalose-phosphatase activity. Lineage: Eukaryota; Viridiplantae; Streptophyta; Magnoliopsida; Apiales; Apiaceae. The record is from RefSeq and is a predicted model, not a curated record.